Messenger RNA from Argentina anserina (silverweed cinquefoil), 2258 nucleotides. Its product is annotated as FRIGIDA-like protein 4a. The record is from RefSeq and is a predicted model, not a curated record. NCBI's taxonomy places the organism in Eukaryota, Viridiplantae, Streptophyta, Magnoliopsida, Rosales, Rosaceae. Bases 131 to 2059 code for a protein of 642 amino acids. The transcript has 3 exons.
AUCAAACCGUCCCACAACACAUGCGUACAUCUCAAUCCCAAAAUUUCUAGGGUUUCAUUUUUUCUUCAAUCAAAAACCCCAAAAUUACACUUCCCAUCUUCACCAAUCGCACCCAACGCUCCCGCCACCGAUGUCCACCACCGUACAAAACAUCUCCGGCGACCUUCCGGCGCCCCCAGACCUCCUCAAAUCCCUCAACCUCCUCAAGUCCCACGCCUCCAAAGUUUCCAACUUUACCCUCCAAUGGCAGGACCUCGAAGACCACCUCCGCUCCAUCGACGCCUCCAUCCAAUCCAGAACCAACCAGCUCCUCCAAUCCAACCAAACCCAAUCGGAUUCCGAACCCAAUUCCGUACAGACCCGACCCGAUCGCCUCGGGGCUGAUGAUUCUUCCUUUGAAGGCUUGAAUUUCAAUGGCGUGAUGGUUAAAGACGGGGAGGCUCUGCUGGUGUAUAUGAACGAGCAUUUGAAUUUGAAUGAGAAGCAAUCGUCUCGAGAUUUUGUUGCUGAGUUGGUCUCGGCUUCUGUGGGGUGUGGGAAGAUUGUGCUUGAGGCAAUGCGGUGGUUUUAUCCGUCGGAGGAGUGGGAGUUGAGGUUUGAGCUGACUGAGCUGAGCGCCGUGAGGAGGAGCUGCGUGGUGUUGCUGGAGGAGAUGACUAGAGUGAGGCCUUUGGUUGGAGAUGAUGUGAGGGAGGAGGCGGCGAGGCUUGCGGUGGAGUGGAAGGGGAAGACUAGAAAUGGAGUGGUGAAUAGUCUGGAGGUUUGGGCUUUCUUGCAGCUUGUGGGUGGUUUUGGGUUGGUUGGUGAGUUUGAUAGGGAUGAGAUUUUUGAUAUGAUUGUUAGCGUGGCGGUUAGGAAACAGGCGCCCGAGUUGUUUAGGUCUCUUGGUUUCGCGGAUAGAGCCUCCGAGUUUAUUCAAAAGCUGGUAUCACAGAAGAUGCGACUUGAAGCCAUUAAAUUCAUUCAUGCAUUUGAAUUGCUUGACAAGUUCCCUCCUAUGCCCCUGCUUAAAGCUCAUUUGAAUUUUUCCAAGAAGGAUGCAAAGAUUAGUUGCAGGAGGGGGAAAGAUCCUCUUAAAGCAGAGGAUGCCGCCUUAGAUAAAGAAGCAGUGUCCCUGAGAGCUAUAAUACGAUGCAUUGAAAACUACAAGCUUGAAGUUGAACCACAGUUGUCUCCUGAAAACCUCAGGAAGCGCAUCAACCAGCUGAAAAAGCAGAGAAAAGAGCAACCUCCUCAAGUAACUCGUGUCAUUGAGGCUCAGGGGCAUCACUUGAGUGGAAAGAAACGUACUGCCUCUGAAGCUACGGCUCAACCCAAUAAGAACAGUAAUAAGCAUCACACUGCAGAUCCAGCUGUUGUUCGAAAUGCUUCUUUCAGAGCACCAACCACAGGACACUCAAUACACCCAUCUAUUCUUCGUUCGGUAGACUUGAUUCAGAGGCGAGGGUCAGAGUACUUUACACCAUCAGCUGGAAUGCCUCGACAAGGAGCAGAUGCUCCCCAUACUUCUUACGGCACCUUGAACUCAUUGCGAGCAUCUCAUUAUAAGCCAACAGGUUCGUACAAAGGUGAAGGUGCGGAAUAUGCUGCUCGAUACUAUGAUUCGGCAUACUCCAUUCCUGAUGGUCAUGUUGGCUUAUCAGCUGGGCGUUUCGGGCUAGCCAGUUCUUCUCCUACCACCCAUACCCAGCAAACCACAUUGACAGGUGGAGCCUAUGAAUUGAUAGGCUCUUCUCCUAUUACCCGUGCGCAGCACACCACUCAGCAUAUGAACUCAACAACUGCUUCCUAUGGAUUGGUGGGCAGUACUUCUGUGACUUCACAGUUGAGUCCAUUAACCAAGCGGUAUGGGGCAAGUACUAUGACUGUAAAUGGGAGGUCUGGGCAGUUCGGAUUAGCAGGAAACCCUCCCCCAGCACGCCUAACCAAUGUGAGUCCGAAUUCUUAUGUUUUAGGUGAUUCACUGAGAAGGGCUGAUCACAAGGAGAGGCUAGUUUCUUCAAAUAGCGCCUAUGGUACACAUAGUGAUCAGUACCAGCCAUCCAUUUAUCACCUUUAGCUUAGUUCUAUACUGGCAUUACUUCAUAAGAACAGAAUUUCUUUGCUUGCUGGUAUUUGUAAUAUGAGUUAGACGCAGGUCCGUGUUAUACAGAUUGUUGAAUAUUAGAAUGAGUUAAGAGUUCUUUAUUAAUUUGAGUAACUGGUCACUACCCCAAAAGCAAUAAGAGUAACAUAAGUAUGAAAUUAUGUUUUUUGAG